UCGCGGGGAGGAUGGCGGCGCCGGAGCCGGCGCGUUAGGGCGAGUGCGGGCCGUCUGCUCGGCUGGGCGCUCGGCUGGCCCGGUUCUCCGUGAACGUGGAUGACGAGCCAGCCCUCCUCCUUCCCCCAGGAGCUGGUGACUGUUCUCGCCGUGGGAGCCGUGGCAGGCGGGCACCAUGGAUCUGGCUUACGUCUGCGAGUGGGAAAAAUGGCCCAAGAGCACCCACUGCCCGUCGGUGCCCCUGGCCUGUGCCUGGUCCUGCCGAAACCUCAUCGCCUUCACCACGGAUCUCCGGAAUGACGACCAGGACCUGACCCGCAUGAUCCACAUCCUGGACACGGAGCACCCCUGGGACGUGCACUCCGUCAGCUCGGAGCACAGUGAGGCCAUCACCUGCCUCGAGUGGGACCAGUCAGGCUCCCGGCUCCUGUCCGCUGAUGCCGAUGGGCAGAUCAAGUGCUGGAGCAUGGCGGACCACCUCGCCAACAGCUGGGAGAGCCACGUGGGCAGCCUGGUGGAGGGGGACCCCAUUGUGGCCCUGUCCUGGCUGCACAACGGUGUGAAGCUGGCACUGCAUGUGGAAAAGUCGGGUGCCUCCAGCUUCGGGGAGAAGUUCUCCCGCGUCAAGUUCUCGCCGUCGCUCACGCUGUUCGGCGGCAAGCCCAUGGAGGGCUGGAUCGCGGUGACGGUCAGUGGCCUGGUGACCGUGUCCCUGCUCAAGCCCAGCGGGCAGGUGCUCACGUCGACGGAGAGCCUGUGCCGGCUGCGCGGCCGCGUGGCCUUGGCCGACAUCGCCUUCACGGGUGGCGGCAAUAUCGUGGUGGCCACGGCGGACGGCAGCAGUGCGUCCCCGGUGCAGUUCUACAAGGUGUGCGUGAGCGUGGUCAGCGAGAAGUGCCGCAUCGACACCGAGAUCCUGCCCUCGCUCUUCAUGCGCUGCACCACUGACCUCAACCGCAGGGACAAGUUCCCCGCCAUCACACACCUCAAGUUCCUGGCCCGCGACAUGUCGGAGCAGGUGCUCCUGUGCGCGUCCAGCCAGACGAGCAGCAUCGUGGAGUGCUGGUCGCUGCGGAAGGAGGGGCUCCCCGUGAACAACAUCUUCCAGCAGAUCUCCCCCGUGGUUGGCGACAAGCAGCCCAUGAUUCUCAAAUGGCGGAUCCUGUCGGCCACCAACGACCUGGACCGCGUGUCUGCCGUGGCGCUGCCCAAGCUGCCCAUCUCGCUCACCAACACUGACCUGAAGGUGGCCAGUGACACCCAGUUCUACCCCGGCCUUGGGCUGGCCCUGGCCUUCCACGACGGCAGCGUCCACAUCGUGCACCGGCUCUCGCUGCAGACCAUGGCCAUCUUCUACAGCUCCGCCACACCACGCUCCGUGGACGAGCCAGCCAUCAAGCGCCCUCGGGCCACGGGCCCCGCCGUCCACUUUAAGGCCAUGCAGCUCUCCUGGACCUCCCUGGCCCUCGUGGGCAUCGACAACCACGGGAAGCUGAGCAUGCUCCGCAUCUCGCCCUCCAUGGGCCACGCGCUGGAGGUGCACCUGGCCCUGCGGCACCUGCUUUUCCUGCUGGAGUACUGCAUGGUGACCGGCUACGACUGGUGGGACAUCCUGCUGCACGUGCAGCCCGGCAUGGUGCAGAGCCUGGUGGAGAAGCUGCACGAGGAGUACACACGCCAGAACGCCGCCCUGCAGCAGGUGCUGUCCACGCGGAUCCUGGCCAUGAAGGCCUCGCUCUGCAAGCUGUCACCCUGCACGGUGACCCGCGUGUGCGACUACCAUGCCAAGCUCUUCCUCAUCGCCAUCAGCUCCACGCUCAAGUCACUGCUGCGCCCGCACCUGCUCAACACGCCUGACAAGAGUCCCGGUGACCGGCUGACCGAGAUCUGCGCCAAGAUCACCGAUGUCGACAUCGACAAGGUCAUGAUCAACCUCAAGACGGAGGAGUUUGUCCUGGACAUGAACACGCUCCAGGCGCUGCAGCAGCUCCUGCAGUGGGUGGGCGACUUCGUGCUCUACCUGCUGGCCAGCCUGCCCAACCAGGGCUCCCCGCUGCGACCAGGCCACAGCUUCCUACGGGAUGGCACCUCGCUGGGCAUGCUGCGUGAGCUGAUGGUCGUCAUCCGCAUCUGGGGCCUGCUGAAGCCCAGCUGCCUGCCUGUGUACACGGCCACCUCAGACACCCAGGACAGCAUGUCCCUGCUCUUCCGUCUGCUCACCAAGCUCUGGAUCUGCUGCCGCGAUGAGGGCCCCACGAGCGAGCCGGACGAGGCGCUGGUCGACGAGUGCUGCCUGCUGCCCAGCCAGCUGCUCAUCCCCAGCCUGGACUGGCUGCCCGUCAGCGACGGCCUCGUCAGCCGCCUGCAACCCAAGCAGCCCCUGCGCCUGCAUUUUGGCAAGGCGCCCGCUCUGCCUGGCAGUGCCACCACCCUGCAGCUGGACGGCCUCGUCAGGGCGCCGGGCCAGCCCAAGAUCGACCACCUGCGGAGGCUGCACCUGGGCGCCUACCCGACGGAGGAGUGCAAGGCCUGCACCAGGUGUGGCUGCGUCACCAUGCUGAAGUCGCCCAACAAGACAACAGCUGUGAAGCAGUGGGAACAGCGCUGGAUCAAGAACUGCCUGUGCGGGGGGCUCUGGCGGCGGAUGCCCCUCAGCUACCCCUGAGCAGCCCUGGGCCCUGUAACGGAGUCCCGGUGGGCUUCACAGGAAGGCCACGCCGUCCCCGCGCCGGGGACAGGUCAUCCCGCACACCCAGGCCUUCAUUGGGUGCGUCAACACAGCCGUCCUCGCAGUGCGGCUUUCGGGGCCUCGUCAGUGCCCUGUCCUCCGAGGGGCAGGGCCGACACAGCUGAAGCCUCACACUGGUGCCCCCUCGGCCCAGCAGGCGCCACGCUCCCCCUAAUGGCAGAUCCCGCAGGGGGCCCACUGCGCGCCGGCCGUGCCAGGUGGUGACUGAGACAGAGCGGCCGGCCCCGGGUCUCAGCUCAAGCAGGGCUACGGCCACGGCCACCCUCCCGGGUCCCUGGCGCCCGGGGCCCCUCUGGAUGCCGGGGUCCAGGACGGCCGGGCGCCCGUCCUUUAAUACAUUCCGUGUGAACCUGUCGGGCGUCCGGCGGGCGCUGCUGGUGACGCCCACUGGGGCUGUGUCUCCUGGGCCUGUGGACGCCGUGCAGGGCAGGCCCCAUAAACGUCCCGCUGGGUGGCGGGCGUCCUGUCGGUAUCCGGGUCCUACCCUGCAGCCCGCUCCGUGUGGUCCCUCACCUCCCCCCCAUCACGUGGAUCUGGUCUCUGUGCCCGUGUGUUGCUCUCUUGCUCUGUCAGCAUUUAUUGAGCGCCUAGUGUAUGCCAUGCAUGGGGCCCUGCGGGGAGCAGCGGCUGGGCCUGGUGGGCUGCUCCCCGCCACCCUGCCACCCCGUGGACAGUGGGUUUCUGUCCGUGCGCCUGUCCCCCGCGGCUCUGCCUCU
This is a messenger RNA of Diceros bicornis minor, 3465 nucleotides long. RefSeq names its product mediator complex subunit 16 (gene MED16). The transcript has 15 exons. Gene Ontology annotation, molecular function: protein binding. The record is from RefSeq and is a predicted model, not a curated record. Gene Ontology annotation, biological process: positive regulation of DNA-templated transcription. Gene Ontology annotation, cellular component: mediator complex. Bases 176 to 2665 code for a protein of 829 amino acids. NCBI's taxonomy places the organism in Eukaryota, Metazoa, Chordata, Mammalia, Perissodactyla, Rhinocerotidae.